AUGCGAUCGAAAAUCGUCGAUUCCGAAUCGGAUAUCAACAAAAAUGUGAGUUUGACAGCAGCUCGUUAAUAGGAACAGAAAAUAGCUUAGUAGUUAGUUUGGAUGAUAGCUUCGAGGAAUGUGUGUAAUUGAGCUUUCCCUUCCUCCCCUUCUCAUAAUUCUCAUUAAAUUCCUCUACGUCAGACAUCUAAUCUUAGCAGUCUUUCUGCUCCUGUCUACCGUAAGAUUCUCCCGUCCCCUGACAUCAUUCCAUCCACGUAUCUGCCAUCACAAUCUGCUUUUCCUUGCUCCUCACUUUUAUCAAAACACUGCAUCCCUCGCCAAUAAAUCACGGCUACGUCACGCACACUUUUGGUCCUUCCCCCAUCACAGACCUCCGGCAGCAGUCGGCAGAAAUUUGUCCAUCGCAAAGUGACGUGCUCCACCACCACGAUAACGUCUUCUUCUUGGGAGACUCCUUCCUCGCUUAGUACUAUUCGCUCUCGUCUACUUUGGUGCUAACUUAUACGAACGUGACUUUGAGCGCGUGCGGAUUACUUGCUCGGGCUCCCGCCAAGAGAGACAUUGAUUGAUCGGACAUUCUUGUGCUCCGAGCGACUUCCCUUUUUUCACGUUUUCGCCCAACAACUCGUAAUCUCUUCUCUAAUGUUGUCCACUCGACUCCAGCCGAAGAAUCGCUGUCGAUUCGGUCGGAAUGAACUCGUCAAGUGGUUCAGACAGGUGUGCCUUUCCCAAAAUCGUUUUGUUCCUUCGUCUCCGAUGUCAAAUAAGUUGAUUCCGAUUAGAGGAGCUUUUGCAGAGAUCAUUAUUCUCUGCUUUCAUAUUUCUUUCACCACUUCAUCUUCCGUAUUUCAGAUGAACCCAAAGCCCGGUUUUCUGCGUCGUCAGUGGCGGAAAGUGAAGGGAGAGCUGGCCUCCUCGCUCCUGGCCCAAUACCGUCGAUGCGUGAUCCGAAUGAAGCGAUGUCUUCGCGAGACCAACAACGACGUCGAGCAGCAGAGACGGAAAAGUCAGGCGAAAUUGCAUCCGUUGCCAGGUUUGUUUUCACUCUCACUCGAACCGAGUCGCUGCUUUUCCGUUUCGAAAAUGAGAUGACGAGCGGUGUGGGCAGCUGACUAUCCUCCCUCUGUUUUGCGGGCGUUCUGUUAGGCAUAGAUGAUGAGGAGAAACAGAGUGAGAUGCAGAAGAAGUGGGUGAUAAAGAGUAGGUUGACAACUGGAAGGGCCCGAUAAAACAGCGGGUCGUUUGGAGCGAAUUGUUAUAGGGCUCGUGAACUUCCAGGUGAUCAGACUUCACACACAAGCAUCUUAGGGUUGGCUCAGGAGCGAAAUGAAAUAUGGGGGUUACGAUACUGGCAGUUACGGUCUAAAACUCUAACGAGCAUGAUACAGAAUCACCAGGGAUCCCUCUAUCUCUCUUUCUUUUGAAUGGGACCGGACAUUAUCUGCUCCUCUCAUUGGCAACAACCGUAGAAGCGUCGAAAACUUUCCAUGCAAAUCUAAUCAAAUACACGUGUCAAGUACGUCACAUCACUUCGCGAUCUGUGAUCCUCUUCGUCUUCGCCGAUCUUUCCACGUACCAACGCCGUGACGAAUGACACAUGUCCCCCACUCGAUCCAUUCUCUUUUCGCCCUCUCUUUAUCACUAUCACAACUGACGAAAUGAUGAUGACGCGUUGUCGAAAGAAAGAAAGAAAGAAAGAAAGAAAGAAACAUCUUUUGAGACGAGCAUGAGACUAUACUCUAUUCUCCUGAUUUCAGAUCGUCCGCUCAGAAGAGUCGCCUCCAAAUUGAACCGAAAACCGACGAAUGAGAUUGAGCGAUUGCGGAAGAAGGGCGACGACUGGACGGCCAACGACCUGUUCAAAUUCCAGUACUCGGAUCCGGAAGAGGGCACGCCGGAGGAACGGAAGCAGUUGUGUUACGACUGGCUCGACCGUUUGCACGACAUCUCCAAAAAGUACUGCUAUCUCGCGUGGUGAGUAUGCUCCGAGAGCUUCUUUUCUAAUUCUGUGUGAGCUCUGACGCCAUCGUUCGAAAUAAGAGCCAAUAAAAUGAGGUUUAUUAUUAACCCGCCAGUCUCAGCCACAUCUGCCAGUUAUUUUAAGCCCUUUAGACUCCUCCGAACUCAUAAACUCAGAAAUGAGCUUUCUUUUUUCUAGGUACGAGUCGGCCAUCUAUGCGUGCUAUUACCGUCUCGCUCCGAUCCUCGUGGAUCCGGUAGAGAAGCAGAGGAUCUGGCACGACGUGAAGCACGAGUACGCCGAGAUCUUCAUGAUGGGGCGGCGGAUCUGGAGGCGGGCGAUCCAUCCGAGCAGGCUGCGAGUUUUCUACGAUCUCGCGAUGCUCUGCGUCCGAUUUGGAGACAUGGAGGUGAGGAUUCAGAUGAUGACCGACUGGGAGACAAUGAGAAUUGCAGAACGAUGACACAGUUCCCAAGUUCAAAGAGUUGAUGUCCGAUUCUACGAAUUUUGACUUCAAGAUUCUCAACGAAACAGAGUUCAUCAAAUCUCUUGACAAAGUGAGAAUCACGCCUUCCUCUCUCAAUUCCUUAUCGCUUCUUUCAGGUCAUCAAACUCGAGAACUUCGUGAUUGAUCAGUUCUACAAGCGCCGUCGCAGCAGCGGGUCGAUCCGUUCUUCGUUCCGAUCCCGUCGCAACACUGACUGUUCGCCGUCUCGCCGCUCCGAAUACAUCGACGACGCGCCGAAGACGGAGGACGAGGCGGACGUGUGCAGUCUGGCCGAGUCUCUCCAGCAGGUGUCCAUCAGUCUCCCGGCCACCACGGUCCCUUCCGAAUGCAAAACGACGCCGACAGUAACCCUGACUAUCCCGACCAUCGUCGUCGAGGGACCGGAAGCCGCUUCCCGCAGUCGACCCGCUUCCCCCCGGCUCGUUCGUUUCGACGAAUGA
Messenger RNA from Caenorhabditis sp. 36 PRJEB53466, 2911 nucleotides. NCBI's taxonomy places the organism in Eukaryota, Metazoa, Nematoda, Chromadorea, Rhabditida, Rhabditidae. The record is from the annotation of a GenBank genome assembly.